UGAACUCCCUUUGAAAAAUAAGAAGUUUGUAUCAAUACUCAAUAGGUGGAGUAUAAAAAAUCAAAAUUUUUAUAACUGUAUUAUUAGAGGAUAAAAGGAUGGGAAGGUGAAAACAUAGACUUAAAUAUAAUAUUAUAUAUCACCCUGUAUAAAAUAAAAUUGCUGCAUAGCGCAUUCUUUUUGGUGGAUCAGGCCAAUAUUUGAUAAGAUGCCCCGAGGUUAAUGAAUACAUUUUUUCUAACGCUACACGUAUCAAUAUUAUAUGUGUCAUAUAAACAAGCCCUCGAACAAUAAUUAAUUAAAACAUGUUCCUUAUAUCUCAACGGUGGUUAGUGAAUAGCAACCGUGUAGUAUGCCGUAGAAAAUUCUGCUCAAAACAACCACCAGAACUACCUGAAGAACCGACGACAUGUUGUAUGUCAGGGUGUGCCAAUUGCGUGUGGAUCGAGUAUGCAGACAAGGUCAGAAGUAUGCUAGCAAACAGUGAUAGUAAACAAGUUUCACAAAUGGUGUUGGACAAAAUACAGGAUCCCAACAUGAAGGCUUUUUUAUCCAUGGAACUCAAAUCAAAAGGCUUAUAGUAACAUUAAAGUUAUAUAUUUUAUAGUUUGAUAAAUAUAAACUCUUACAAAUAUU
Messenger RNA from Acyrthosiphon pisum (pea aphid), 636 nucleotides. Its product is annotated as oxidoreductase-like domain-containing protein 1. Bases 306 to 581 code for a protein of 91 amino acids. The record is from RefSeq and is a predicted model, not a curated record. The transcript has 2 exons. Lineage: Eukaryota; Metazoa; Arthropoda; Insecta; Hemiptera; Aphididae. Gene Ontology annotation, cellular component: mitochondrion.